GAAGAAUUGAUUGUACUCAUUUACUAGCCAAGCCCUUGACUCUGGGAUGCUGAUCGUAAAAGCUCUGUUUCAGACCUCGCUGAGAACAUGCUGGUCAUGUCAUGAUGGCACAAGCAUGGAGGUUAGGGCGUAGGAUAUGGGCGGAAGUAGUUGGAGUAUUUUCCUUUAGAACUGCCUCCCAACUAUAGCACUGCCAACGUUAGGAAGAAUAAUGAAAACAGUUGAUUUUCCUGACUGAAUAGUUGUCGAUGUCGGUAAACUUGUUUCUGUUGAUAUGUCAUAGGAUGUCUUUGAUUUAUCGCAGCAUCACACGCAGGAAUUUGCAAGCUUAUUGUUUUAUGUCAUUUUUCCUGGAAACCAGCCUAAAUAUGUUGUUCUUGACAAGCGUAUAGCCAGCAAGCUAAUAGCUGUAAUGAAGAACUCGUAAUAACAAGGAAUUAGCUUAGUUGGUCUAUACCAUCCGCUUAGUUGCCGGGCUUGCUACUAAACCGGAGGGCUGUCAUCAAUCGUCUGCAGCAGACCACCGUCGCAUGAGCACAGCUGGCACCGCUCGCUCCGGUCGGGAGUGACUCGGCGAGGGUGAACGUAGCGCAUUUCUAGCGAGAGCUUGCUAGCUAGCUCGGCAACUGUCUGACUGCGGAAACGGUCGUUUCCCAUAAACGUUGGGGAAUUGGAGACAGAUAGUUGUCCUCGACUUGAGUCUUACGCGGGGACGAUGGCAGAAAGCGUUCUAGUCAAACAUUUCAGCACUGAGAGCCCCUGCGCGAGCCCCCGGUCCGGGAGGAAAAAGGCUCAACAGUCUCCCGGCUCGCGCUCCAAGUACCAGGUCAGCGCGCCCGGGCAUUGUUUUAAGAGAGUGACUCUCACUAAGCCAACAUUCUGCCACAACUGCAGCGAUUUUAUAUGGGGUAUUGUCGGAUUCCUUUGUGAAGUGUGUAACUUCAUGUGCCAUGAGAAGUGUCUGAAGACACUGAGAUCGGUGUGCUCAUGCUUGGCCCCGACGCUGGUGCAGCUCCCCGUUGCUCAUUGUUUCGGUCCAGCUGGGCAAAAGAAAAGAUUUUGCUGUGUGUGCAGAAAACACCUUGAAGGAAACACAGCGCUACGUUGUGAAGUGUGUGAGCUGCACGUCCACGCUGACUGUGCGAUAUUCAGCUGUGGAGACUGCCGAGUCUGCCACCAGGAUGGGACGCAGGAUCGAGACGUCUUCCACCACCACUGGAGGGAGGGGAACAUCCCGUCAGGGGCGCGCUGCGAGGUGUGCCGCCGCACCUGCGGCUCGUCUGACGUGCUGGCCGGGAUCAAGUGCGAGUGGUGUGGCAUCACGACGCAUGCCGCCUGCUAUAUCAUCGUGCCUCCAGUGUGUGAUCUGGGCCGGCUGGCCGGCGUGAUGCUCACACCGGCCUGUGUUCAGCUGAGCUCCAGGAACUUCAGCAAGAUGCACUGUUACCGCAUCUCAGAGAGCUGCCAGAACGAGCUGGAUCAUUUGGAUGAGGUUGACAGUCAGGUGUCUGUUCCAGUGAAGGAGAGCCAGCCAGCCUCCACGCCAGAUUCAGGAAAGCAGGUGUUGAAGGUGUCAGAUGGGGAUGAUGCCAUCAAGCGUGGCAACUUUCGCUUGGUCUCCAUUCCUCGAAUAACCAAGAAUGAGGAAGUGUUGGAAUCGGCGCUGAGGGCCUUCUACUUACCUGACGAGCCCAAGGACUAUGACCUGCACGAGUAUGGACAACCACCCCUGCAGUCCGACGACAUCCUGAACCGCAACGGUAACCCUGACAACAAGGGCAUCUUUAAGGACUGUGUUCCCGAGGCGUGGGUUCUGAGGGCCAGACCCCAGGACACGGAGGUGGUGAACAUCUACGCCGGCUGGCAGAAGGUUGGUGCGGCCUAUGUCUCCAUCUCCAUAUCCAAGAACAGUACAGUGGAUUCUGUCAUCCAGGAGGUACUCAUUCGACUGGAAAAACAGGCAGAGGACCUUUCCAAUUUCAAUCUUGUGGAGGUGUACAUGGGAAGCAGGCAAGUUCAGAGACAGGUGCUGCCGGGUCAGGAGAUGCUUCUGGACAAACUGAAGGAGAUCCGGAAGGUUUCCCUGAGGCAGAUGAACCAGACUCGCUUCUACGUGGCUGAGAGCAGGAACAGCAGGGUACAGGUCCAGCUGCUCAUAGGAGGACUGCCCCCGCUGCUGGACAAGGACGAGUACUCCCACCUGCUGCAGGAACACCUGGCUGUCAAGAGUCACCUGAUGGCCACAACGCAUGUCUACGGGAGCCAAGGAGCGCUGGCACUGCAGAUAUCGUGUUUCUCCGAGGCGGAGAGAGUCUACAUGCUAGCCAAGGACACGGCUGUCUGCAACAAACAGCUCACCUCCCUGGUGAUACCCGAGAUACUGCACAACAAGUUGGAGAGAGGCUGCUGUCCCUUGCUGGUGUUUGUGAACCCCAGGAGUGGAGGGCUGAGGGGACGAGAGCUGCUCUACAGUUUCCGGAAGCUUCUGAACCCUCACCAAGUAUUCGACUUGACCAAUGGUGGACCACUGGCAGGACUCCACACGUUCAGGGAGGUCCCCCACUUCCGGGUGCUGGUGUGUGGGGGGGACGGAACGGUGGGCUGGGUCCUGGGAGUCCUGGAGGCCGUCAGGCACAAGCUGGUCUGUCCUGAGCCCCCGAUCGCCAUCAUCCCUCUGGGCACAGGGAACGACCUGGCCCGGGUGCUGCGCUGGGGGGCGGGCUACAGCGGCGAGGACCCCCACAAUGUGCUGCAAGCCGUGGACGAGGCAGAGGAGGUGCAGAUGGACCGCUGGACCAUCCUGCUGGACGCCCAGGAGAUGAGCGGGGGUGGGGAGGAGAACGGCUACCUGGAGCCUCCCAAGAUAGUGCAGAUGAACAACUACCUUGGUCUGGGCAUCGACGCAGAGCUUACCCUGGACUUCCACCACGCUCGCGAGGAGGAGCCAGAGAAGUUCAACAGCAGGUUUCACAACAAGGGUGUGUAUGUGAAGGCGGGGCUGCAGAAACUUAGUCACACCAGGAACCUCCAUCAAGACAUUCGGCUGCAGGUGGACAAACAGGAAGUGGAGCUGCCCAGUAUAGAGGGACUGAUCUUCCUCAACAUCCCCAGUUGGGGCUCUGGAGCAGACCUGUGGGGAUCAGAGGGGGACUGUCGUUUUGGUCGUCCCCGUAUCGAUGAUGGGAUGCUGGAGGUGGUGGGGGUGACGGGGGUGGUGCACAUGGGCCAGGUGCAAAGUGGACUACGCUCGGGGAUCCGCAUUGCCCAGGGCAACUAUGUGCGCGUCACGGUAACCAAGCCCCUCCCGGUGCAGGUGGACGGGGAGCCCUGGAUCCAGGCCCCGGGACACAUCAUCAUCUCCGCAGCCGGGCCAAAGGUCCGGAUGCUGAGGAAGUCCAAACACAAACAGAAGAGGUCUGCAGGGCUGAGAGAGGCCCGGUCCGAGAGCCCCUCAUCCAGCGAUGGAGGCCAAUGACCCCUCUCCCCUCCUGCCCCUCACCCACCCUCACCCCUUCUCCCCUCCUGCCACUCACCCCCUCUCCCCUCACCCUGCCCCGCCCUGCUCUGCCUUCCCUGGCUGGGCUACUCUCCCCUGAGCUGCUCUCCCCUGAGCUGCUCUCCUGGUCGGGGUGGUGAGCUCUCCCAGCCUCGCCUGGUCUCCAGGAGGAGCCCUGUUUAUACAUGCUCUCCACUCCAGCGCUCCUCUGUCCAAUCACCUAACCAUGAUCCUGUCUAUGUCAUCGUUGGUUAACCACAGCUAGGCGCAACAGGGUUACCUCUUUCAGAUGAAUGCCAGUUUAGAAAUACCACUUGUGGUGAAUCGAAUCACGAAUGAUUGAAAAUAUUUUUAUGUUUUGAUUUUAUCUGCUCCUUAUUAGGUAAAUACCACUGAAAACGGAGUCUAUGUAAAAUAACUGAUCCUAAAACGAUAUAAUAAUUAUUUCAAAUGAGAUAAUUGAGCAGAUUGAUGAUCUAAUUAUAAUAACACAAGAAAGUUUUACUACAUAGAAAGAAAUCUGGUCCUAAAAUAUUUCAUAAUAAUGAACGAUUUCCCCCUAAAAACUCAGUACUAAGUCUUCUAAACUAGUACUUAGUACUCAGCCUAAACCCACAUAAGGACCAUUAAACAGCCAUUCAGUUGGUACUACUGUGUUAUGUAUUCAACAGUAGGAAGAUUAACAUAUAAAGAUAUAUUUUUUAUUGGAUUACUGUCCACAUGGAGAGCAAUAAGUAUGUUAACUACAAGUUGGUUCUUCUAGGCAAAUCAAAAGUCAAAAUGUUUAACUUUGUGGUAACUGGCACAGUUUGGUCAAACUUGACAGACCCAGAAGACUGCCACAUUAUGAUGGAUAUUCCUAACAGGAGCUUCCAGUUGUUGUGUUCAAAAUGUGCUAAUCAGCACUUUCUCAUAGACUCACAGCUACAGUACAUGUAUCUUAAGUGCAUAUUAACAUCUGUAGCCAAGUACCUCAUGAUGUGUAUCUAGAUCGUUCUCUGUAGCAGGUUCCUAUGCUACAGUAUACAUACUUACCAAGACUUGACUCCUCAGCAAAUGUAUUUUUGUUGUCAUAAAAGACGUCAUCUGAAAAUACGUUAUUGUAAAAAAACAAAAUUCAGUAGUCUCUAUUAGAUGUUCAGGUAACUUAAGUCCUGUGCACUAAUGCCAAGGUUAUGUUUUGUAUGGGAGAGAUGGUGCUUUUGAGAACUCAUUUUCCAGUUGAAAGUUUCCUUGUGGAAGGAGGAACUUCGACCACAUUCCUAGUGAUGCAGAACUUAGAAAUACAAUCACACACCGUCUCAUUAAUACUAAACAUGUACAAAGGAUCUUGUUUUAGCUGAUGCCUGACAGUAUUUGAUUUGAGUUGAUGGACUUUUUACUCAACAUGUCUGUAUGUAGACUGGCUUUGUUACUCGGUGCUGGUGUGUAACAUGUUUAAAUCGUUGGUUCUGUUUGGAGUAUCAAAUACAGUCAAAGCCACCAACCAGGUUUCUAGGUGAAGUCAGACACAGUAUUUUUACUAUGUGGCUUGAAAUUGUAAUGUUUUGAACCAGUGAAUUCAGACAUCACGAUGCACUGAAGGUUUCUGGCUUUGAAUGGAUAGAGAAUACCUUUGUACAGUACUGUUGGGUUAUGAACACCAACACACACAUUGGUGUCUUAGUUAUCUGUUGCUGUUUGGCUGGUCAACAUGCCUUCUUGGUCUCCUGUCCUCAUCUCCUCAGUUUUCUUAUCGACUGAAAAGGUCUGUUCCUCUGGGGUGAGUCCCAGGGAGGUCUGUUCCUCUGUGGUGAGUCCCUGGGAGGUCUGUUCCUCUGGUGAGCCCCAGGGAGGUCUGUUCCUCUGGUGAGCCCCAGGGAGGUCUGUUCCUCUGGUGAGCCCCAGGGAGGUCUGUUCCUCUGGUGAGCCCCAGGGAGGUCUGUUCCUCUGGUGAGCCCCAGGGAGGUCUGUUCCUCUGUGGUGAGCCCCAGGGAGGUCUGUUCCUCUGGUGAGCCCCAGGGAGGUCUGUUCCUCUGUGGUGAGCCCCAGGGAGGUCUGUUCCUCUGGUGAGUCCCAGGGAGGUCUGUUCCUCUGGUGAGCCCCCGGGAGGUCUGUUCCUCUGUGGUGAGUCCCAGGGAGGUCUGUUCCUCUGUGGUGAGCCCCAGGGAGGUCUGUUCCUCUGGUGAACCCCAGGGAGGGAGCUGCAGGGGGGCAGACAGGUGGAUACAAAGGUACCUUAGUAAUUUCUUUGGGGCUGUGGAUCAAAGCAGAUUAUCCACAAGGUCAUACACCGGUGACAGAGAAUAGUACUUUGUACUUUGCUAUGGAUAACAUAUCAACCUCAUGGCCGAUGAUCUGGCAGAAAUGGGAAUACUCAAGUGAUACUCAUUGAGAGUUUAGGAAGAUGAGGACAGGAGCCUAGUGUUUGUGCAUGUGCAGCAAUUCAAACCAUUGUCUGACAACGGUACACAUGUACAGUAGUGAGUAUUUUAAAAUUGUAUAAAAUGAGGUAUCGUCUAAAUGUUUAUUCCAUUCAGAUUGGCAUGAAGAUCGAUAUUUAUGCAUACACAUUGAGGUGAGUAUUGUGUAUUUACUGUAGUGCUGUAUCUUUCGAACCUGUCUUUAAUACCAGUGAUGGUCCGCAGUUUUCUUCUGUAGUCUCUGUCAGACUCAAUGCUGUAGAACUAAACGCCAAACCCCAAAAGCACAAUGAGGCAGUUGUGCCAGCUGCACUUGACAGCUAAUAUGCUAUCCACUCCAAAGAUAAUUCUCCUAUACUGUAGUUGGACUUCUCACUUCACGCCACCCCACCAGGGGUUCUGAACAAACAGGUGGAGGGCUAGCUUCGUUCCUAGCACGCCUUAGAGCUGGGAUUGUUAGCCUCCAGGCUUUAAACAAAUUUACACAUUUACCCUAACAAGUGCCAUUUUCUUUACUUUUUUCUCUCCCUCUACAUUUCUCCUCAAUGUUGCUGCACUGAGAACCACAUAACAGCUUGCGUCCAUGCCCAAGGUACCGUUCUGUGUUGGAUGUGGCUUACAGUGUGUGCGUACCAUUUGUAGGUUCUCUGCUUUCUGCGUCGGUUCUGCCUGUAGCUGUGAAUCCUCAGGCCAGUGUGGUUCUGUGGCUUCUCAAGGCCAGAUCUUCACCUAGUGCCUCAUUGAAGUGCUUCUAGAAUAUCAGUGUUUUUUCUGUGUCGAAAAAUGUGCGUGUGUUUCACUCCUGCUGGUGCAGUAAUUUAAAUAUCUUACAUGUAAGUGUUUCUCAACCAUUUUGAGCUAAUGUGCCUCUAGAUGACUUACGAUGUCACGUUUUGUUUUUAAUUUUCCAUAAAGGAAGGUAUUUUAAGUUUUUACUGGAGUCUUAAAGGAAGUUUAAUGUAUCAAUAGAUAUGUAUAUUUUUGCAGACAAAAGCUGUUUUUAGUUUGAAAUUUGAAAGUUUUAACUGUAAAUUGCACUAACUUUAAUAUUUGAGAUGAUAUUAGGUGUUAUGUUUGGUUACCUUGAAUGUUAAAUAACAAAUUCUAAAGAUAUAUGUUGAAAUAACAGAAAAUAUAUGAAAAAAGUAACUAAUGUAUGUCUCCAAAAUAAAAACAGACAUGGGACACCUUGA
Molecule: messenger RNA, 7091 nt
Organism: Osmerus eperlanus (European smelt)
Lineage: Eukaryota; Metazoa; Chordata; Actinopteri; Osmeriformes; Osmeridae
Product: diacylglycerol kinase theta
Exons: 23
Coding region: 716-3475 (919 amino acids)
Molecular function (GO): ATP-dependent diacylglycerol kinase activity
Source: RefSeq, a predicted model, not a curated record